CGUUGCUCACUCUUUAGAGUUUCUUUUCCUAAGAAAGUUGAAUGAGGCGGAAAGAUUGACUUCCGUGUUUUUGCCAUAGUUUCGGUGUCUUCUCCUUCAUCAUGGGAGCGUGUAUGGCCUUGUGCUCGCUGGCGAGCUGCGCGUCCUGUCUGUGUGGCUCUGCGCCCUGUCUGUUAUCAGGAUGUUGUCCUUCUACAUACAACUCGACUGUGACCCGGCUGGCCUUCUCCUUCCUCCUGCUGCUGGGCACUAUAGUGUCCAUCAUCAUGAUCCUGCCCGGCAUGGAGACACAGCUGAAGAAGAUCCCUGGUUUCUGUGAAGGAGGCUCUUCUAUACCUGGAGUGCAUGGGAAGGUGAACUGUGAGAUCGUUGUUGGCUAUAAGUCGGUCUACAGGAUGUGCUUCGCCAUGGCCUGUUUCUUCUUCCUCUUCUCCAUCAUCAUGAUCCGUGUGAGAAGCAGCAAGGAUCCUCGAGGCGCGAUUCAAAACGGUUUUUGGUUCUUCAAGUUCUUGAUUCUGGUCGGUCUCACAGUGGGAGCUUUCUUCAUUCCUGAUGGGGCUUUCAACACAGUGUGGUACUACUUCGGCGUGGUUGGGUCCUUCAUCUUCAUCCUGAUCCAGCUCAUUCUUCUGGUGGAUUUUGCUCACAACUGGAACCAGAAGUGGGUGGAGAAGGCAGAGAAUGGGAACAGUAAAUGCUGGUAUGCAGCCCUGCUCUCAUUCACACUGGUGCACUAUAUCUGUGCCUUUGCUGCUGUGGUUUUGUUCUAUAUAUUCUACACACAGCCGGACGACUGCGCCGAGCACAAAGCCUUCAUCAGCCUCAACCUCAUCUUCUGCAUCGUUGUGUCUGUGGUGUCUAUUCUUCCAAAAGUGCAGGAGGCUCAGCCGAGCUCUGGCCUGCUCCAGGCGUCUCUCAUCUCUCUCUACACCAUGUAUCUCACAUGGUCUGCCAUGAGCAACAACCCCAAUCGUAAGUGUAACCCGAGUCUGUUGAGUCUGGUCAGCGCGGGGCCGACAGCAGUCCCUCCCACCAGAGCCCCGGGCAUCCAGACGCAGUGGUGGGACGCCCAGAGCAUCGUGGGACUGGUCAUCUUCCUCCUCUGCACGCUGUAUGCCAGCAUCCGCUCCUCAAACAACAGUCAGGUGAAUAAGCUGAUGCAGACCGAGGAAGUCGAAGGGCUGGCGUCCAGCGAGGGCGUCUCCGAGGAGGGCGUGAGGCGCGCUGUGGAUAACGAAGAGGAGGGUGUCACAUACAGCUACUCCUUCUUCCAUUUCUCCCUCUUCCUGGCCUCCCUCUACAUCAUGAUGACCCUGACCAACUGGUACCAACCCGAAACAGACUACGCAGCCAUGAAAACCAGCAUGCCUUCUGUGUGGGUGAAGAUCUGCUCGAGUUGGCUGGGACUGCUGCUGUACCUCUGGACCCUAGUGGCUCCGGUAAUCCUGAGCAACCGAGACUUCAGCUAAACACUCAGAAGAUGUGGCCUUAUACCAAACCAUAUGCAGAGUUCACUUAUUCAGUACAUUACAGAAGUUAUUGUUAAUCUUAAAGAUGAGCUGAGCUCUUGAGCUAUGCACACCUUCAUGACACUUUUCAUACACUUAUUAAUGUUUCAUAAUCAUAAACUGUUAACCUCAAAUCUGAGUUUGCAUAAAUGGGACACUUGAUCUGGAAUUCUUAGAAUUUUUAUGUAUACUCUAAUUCACAUAUAUUCACUGGUUAUCUUCCAUUUCUGUAUAUUUCAUAGUCUUUUGUAUUUGUCUCGAGUCCAGUUUUGUUACAAAUUGCACUACAUUUGAUCAAAUCAAAGUUGAAUGUUCAGUGGACUGCUAGAUUUCCUCAUAUGUAUCCAGAUGUGUUUAUUUAGAGCUGUAUCCAUUUAGUUUUGAAGCAUUGAUUUAUGAGCUUUAAGAUGACACUCCUCCUGACCAAACGUUUUUUUUGUUCUAUUUGGAUCUUGUGAUCUUUUGUAUUUUUACCUUUUAUAAAUUCUUGUAAAAGUGAUUAUAAAAAAUUGUACACAAGAAGUUAUGGGUCUUUAACCUUGCCGCUGUCGUCUCUGGCUUGUUUAGUUGGGAACACUUAAUUAAGAGCGAUUUCGUUGACUUGAUUGCACAGAUAUUAUUAAACUGAACUGAGCUGGAUGAAGACAUCAUUGAUUUCAAUGAUGAACUAACUUUUUGCUUCGACACUAUUUUCCUAAUUAAUGCUGUUCAUUUGCUUUGUUUCAAUCAGUGUUAAUUUCGUUGACGAAGACUAUGACGAAAAAUAUUCGUCAACUAACCUUUUUCACGGACGAAAACUAAAUAAAAACUAAAUAAAAAGUCAGAUAUGAUGACGAAAAACGUGACGAAAUAUAACUGACACUUUAGUCAACGAAUAAAAAUGAGACGAAAAUAUAUGGGCGGGACGAAUGGAGAAGAGAUCCAAUCAGAGCGAAUCUUUGAGGGUAGGUUGAUCUAUGCAGAAGCAGCCGAGCCAUUAUAAAAAGCCGCGGCAAAAGCAAGCGCAACAGCUAAACAAACGCAGCAGCAGUUACACAGAAAAGAGAACAAAGAUGAGUUUGCAGAAAUUCGCACAGUUUCGAGGACGUUUUCAUAACAGUUAAGUUGUUUACACAGAGGGAACUACACUGCGACCUUUUGAAAUGCCAUUGCGACCCAAAUUUUUAUGGGGUCGUAAAUGUAUCACUGAUUAUUUUUGUACCUACUUAUGUGUAAUGCUAUGUUUUAAUAUGAGCAUUUAUUAAAACAGAAAUGUGUAAGAAUACGUUUUAUAACGUGCUCCAAGCAUUCAACACAUCAAGUUGGCUUCAGCCCCGCGAUGCAGGAAAGCAGCUGGUUACUCGCGCAACACUGAACCGAGUUCUCCUUCAGGACGUUUGCGUCCUCCUGCACCUGAACGAACAAAUACAAAUCGCAUUUUAAAUAAACAUAAGAAAAAGAGCGAAAAGUGAAAGAGCUCAAUUCAGCAGCGCGGUGUUCAGGGAGCAAGCAGAGACGCGUCUCAAAGUCUUCUUGCUUUUGUACCGACAACAAAUACAUACUAAAUAUGUCGAAAUACCCGUCUUGGAAAGUGUGUUCGAAAAGGUCUGUAGUUGUGUCUUCAGUGAAAGUAAAGAGUUGGAAAAAAAUCGGAUGUGUAUCUUUAUAACGGAUGCAUUUGUCUCUUAAAGUGACCGCGCCUAAUUUACUAGCUCUGCUGUCAGUGUCUUUAAUGUAUGAAAAUGAAAGUAAAUCACUCACUGCUCUUGAUUAAAUUACUUUGUAGUUUUAACAAGAAUUUAUCCAAAGUCAAUCCAAAAAUCAGAUAGAAUAGAUUAUAUUGUUUUACUAGUGACUAAAAAAUACAACAAAAAAAAAUGAUUAGGGACCUGAGCAUGUUUUGCUUAAGUGUUUCUUUCUUUAAUUGCUAAUGCAACCUUUUCACACCACAGACUGAACCAAAUUAAGCAUUGCAUCAGACAUUAUCAAGAUUAAUUUGUUGUUCUGACACAGUUUAACCCUGAGUUAUUGUCAUAUUUUAUUACCAAUUUCUAAACUACAGCAAAUAAACUGUGAUAUUGUAAGAAACGUUGAA
Carassius gibelio (silver crucian carp) is the source of this 3582-nucleotide messenger RNA. RefSeq names its product serine incorporator 2. NCBI's taxonomy places the organism in Eukaryota, Metazoa, Chordata, Actinopteri, Cypriniformes, Cyprinidae. The record is from RefSeq and is a predicted model, not a curated record. Gene Ontology annotation, cellular component: membrane. The transcript is spliced from 10 exons. Bases 102 to 1469 code for a protein of 455 amino acids.